Molecule: messenger RNA, 4394 nt
Organism: Egretta garzetta (little egret)
Lineage: Eukaryota; Metazoa; Chordata; Aves; Pelecaniformes; Ardeidae
Gene: ZNF639
Product: zinc finger protein 639
Exons: 8
Coding region: 2777-4234 (485 amino acids)
Biological process (GO): regulation of transcription by RNA polymerase II
Cellular component (GO): nucleus
Molecular function (GO): DNA-binding transcription factor activity, RNA polymerase II-specific; RNA polymerase II transcription regulatory region sequence-specific DNA binding
Source: RefSeq, a predicted model, not a curated record
GCCAUGUGUAUGUCAUUCUGUAACAAAGGUCCUGUGGUAAAGUAGUUAGAAAGCAAGACAUUUUUAGUAAUAAUGGGCCAAAAAAGUAUUUAAGGUGCAGCGAGGUGCAUGUGUUGUCAUACUGAGAAUAGUCUUGCAGUACUUUUUUAGGAGAAAAACAAAAACAAAACCAACCCACAACCCUCUUUUCCCUUUCCGCUGCGCUACUCGAGUACCAGAAGUUUGGCCUAUGAUACUUGUACUUCAUGUCCAUGGGAAACUGUAAAAAGUCGUCUGCUUUUUAUUUAUCUUCGCGGUCUGUAUCACAUGCUGUUUAUUAAAACAAAACUACUUUUGUUUGGUUUUUAUCACACUUUUGAGUGUUAAUGUACAUACUAACAACUAAAUUAAAAUACUAUGGUUGGUACACGUGUGAAUUCUGAAGUGAGAGUCCAAGGAUCUUCAGGCGCGGAGGUGUGAUGUGGUGGCGUGGCUGCGCUUCCCAGGCGGGCUGGGAGGUAGAAAUGGCGUAGGUCGGGUAAUGGGGGGGGAGAGCAGAAACGGGAUUUGCGUUACCUGGUGGGUGGGAAGUCCUAGGUGCACGCAGCAUUCAUUCUCGUACACGCUGAUCCUCAAAAAUAAGUAACUUGCUUUAGAUGUGGGCCGCAAAAGUUGCGGUAGGAGAGCAGAUGUUCCUGAAGUGUUCCAGCUGGGUGGCUUUAAAGCCGCUGCUAAAUAAUCUGGUUUGUUUUUUAAAAAAAAAAAAAAAUCCUCUGUGCUUUCAUUACCAAAACUAUUAUUUUUAAGAACAAACUAGGUUGUAUUUUUGUAUCCAGUACAAAUUUUGAAAGAGUGAGUAGCGCGUUUGGGAGAUUCCUCACUGGCAAGUGUAAGAGCACGGGGCCGCAGUGGAAUGGCUUCUGUGGGCGUGCUGGUGGUCGCCUUUGGACUUCGAUUGCUAAAGACCUGCUAUCGUGGGAGGGGUUUGAGCGCUCGUGCUGAGAAUUUCACUUCCUUGGAGGGAUGAGGGAAGCGUCAGGGGUUUUAGCUGGGUCACUCUACAUCUUUGUCCCCCAGUAAGCCUCAGGCUUUGCACACUGGUCAGAUCUGCUUCGGAUUUGAGAAGGGCUGCGCUGGGUUCAGACUCCCUAACAAAAAGCGGACAUCGUUAUCCGCACGCUUAUUUUGAAGCUCAAGCUGACCUCUAGCCUGGAGAGAGUGAACCAAAGUACAGCUAGUGAUUUUUUUGGAGUGGCUAGUGAUUUUCAAAGUAGCUAGUAACCUGAACUAGCAGAUUAAACUUCUCUUUAUUGCAGCGUAAGCUGAGUUUUACCUUUCCUAGCGACUGUGAAAUGGUUAUGUGUGGUUACUGCCUUGUUUUAAAGGCACCGGAUGGUUCAGGGAAAGGGGGUCAAUGGUUCUUGUUCAAAUGCACGUUUUAGACUUUGCUGCCAUUGCGAUGGUGUGAGUUUGGGGGCAGUUCUAAGUCUUGAUCCCAAAAGCAUCAAAAAAAAAAUAUGGAAAACUUGCAAAAGAAUGCUGGUGAAACAGAAGAAUGAUUUGCAACGUGGGCAGUUUGCUUUAGCACGGCAAUCUCCAUGAGCCCUCUGGAUUUUUACGCUCAGAGAUCAGUCUGGAUUCCAGGUUGGAAAGACUUCAUCCGAAAAUCUGACUCCGCGUAACAAAAAAGCAGGAAAACUGGUGCCAGACAGGAUACCUGGGAUAACCUCCUGUGUGUCCUUUUAACCACUAACGAGCCCGCCCCCAGCAAAGGUUAUCGCAGCUACACUUACUGCUUUCACUGAAGAAAGGUUUACUCCACUCUCCGUAUUUUGGUAAGGAUACGUCCCUCUAGUUGAAAUGAGCACCCUCUGCGUUGCCCAUUUAAGCAGCGAGGUGAAUGUUGCACGGCCUCUUCUAAAUUUCCAGUUGGAACGGGUUCCGAGUGAUUAAAACCUGACCCAGAGCUCCGAACAUCCCAAGCACGUGGUGGUUUAGAAAACGAGCCUCAGCCUGUCUGAAGCACUGAUGGCACCGUUUGAUGCCCCUGACUUCGAACCAGACCUGCGGCCUCGGAGGGGAUUCUCCUCGGGAUCAUUUCUUUCACUCAAAGUCUGGUCUCUUCAGCUGACGUCGGUGUUGGGCUGGGAUCAAUCAAACGGCACGGAAGAGGUCUUUGGGCUGCUUUGCAUGGAAGCGACUCGGUUGUCCUGGAAUUCAGUCCUGCUGGCUCCAUCUUUUAAGAUCAGGCUCAGUGAAUGAAGUGCUGGGCGGAAUUCCCUUGUCUGUUUGAAGUCACCAAGCGAAGCCUUGCAUCUUCAACAUAAACGACUUGUUUUUCAAGAGGGCAAGAUGCUGUUUGAAAUAUUCUGCUUCGCGGGGAAACACAAGCUGCUACGUUGACACAAGCAAAUUUGGGCUUUGCGAGGUGCUGGCUCUGAUGUCACCGGAUCAGACGCAAUGAGCUGCCAAGUACAGUGAAAGCCAACAAACCUGGGACAACAGGAAAACAGAUACCCUAAUGCAGUUACCUUAUUCAUUUUGAUACUCUAAACCACAAUUAGUACCAGUUUUUUAUGCUGUUUUCUAGCUUCAAUUUCCAUAGCUUCGUACUUUGUAAUGCUCCUGUAUCUGAUUCUUUUUUUUUUUUUUCCAAGUGUUUUAAAACGCUGUCGCUCCAUAGAUGAAAAUCGUCUCGAGCUGAUGUAUUCACUACAUUUGGAAGCUGUGCAGCCGUCAGCUUCCUAGCUGCUCUGCUUGUCGAUACUGAAAAGCCCAGGAUUUUUGACCAUUCAAAAUGAACGAACAUCCUAAAAAGAGGAAAAGGAAGACUCUACAUCCUUCUCGAUACUCAGAUUCUUCAGGUGCAAGCAAAUACAUAGACAACAGUGGAAUUUUUUCUGACCACUGCUAUAGCGUCUGUUCUAUGAAACAGCCAGAUAUAAAGUUUUCUGAAAACAGAGGUAGAUUCCACAGCCCAGUGCAGAGCCUGGACACGGAUGAUGAUGGGAGUCCGGUGCACGCUGGGACUUCGCAGUGGAGCGGGUCGCAUUCACACGUUGUGGGGUUGCACUAUACAGACCCUAAAAAGAAGGAUAAAGGUCAAGAUAAAGGCACUAAUAACGGAAUGUGCAGGGACUUAUGUGAUUCACCUAUAUUCAGCGACAGCCCUACAGAAGAAGAGAAGCCCCUAGAUAUUCAAACUGUAGAAAUUUCUACAACAGAAGUGAACGCUGUAGAAGUUCAUGAUAUAGAAACACAGACUGUGUCACCUGAGAAGCUAGAAGCUGAGGACCUAGAGGAAAUCCCUCUGGAAACUUGUAAAAUCUUUGAGAAGAACCAGGCUCUGAAUAUCACAGCGCAGCAGAAAUGGCCUUUGCUGAGAGCCAACAGCAGUGGCUUAUACAAGUGUGAGCUCUGCGACUUCAAUAGCAAGUACUUUUCUGAUUUAAAGCAGCACGUGAUCCUGAAGCAUAAGACGUGUACAGACACACAUGUCUGUAAAGUUUGCAAAGAAAGCUUCUCCAGCAAAGUGCAGCUCAUUGAACAUGUAAAACUACAUGAGGAGGAUCCGUACAUCUGUAAAUACUGCGAUUACAAAACGGUGAUAUUUGAGAAUCUGAGUCAGCACAUAGCAGACACUCACUUCAAUGACCACCUUUACUGGUGCGAGCAGUGCGAUAUGCAGUUCUCCUCCAGCAGCGAGCUGUACCUGCACUUCCAGGAACACAGCUGCGACGAGCAGUAUUUGUGCCAGUUCUGCGAGCAUGAGACAAACGAUCCGGAAGAUCUGCACAGCCAUGUGGUGAACGAACACGCGUGUCGGCUGAUAGAGUUAAGCGACAGCUAUAACAACAAGGAGCGCGGACAGUACAGUCUCAUAAACAAAAUCAGUUUUGACAAAUGCAAAAACUUCUUUGUAUGCCAAGUGUGCGGCUUUAGGAGCAGGCUGCAUACAAAUGUCAACAGGCACGUAGCGAUUGAACACACCAAAAUAUUCCCUCAUGUUUGUGAUGACUGUGGGAAGGGCUUUUCAGGUAUGUUGGAAUAUUGCAAGCAUUUAAGCUCUCAUUUAUCUGAAGGGAUUUAUUUGUGUCAGUACUGUGAAUAUUCAACAGGACAGAUUGAAGACCUUAAAACUCAUUUGGAUUUCAGGCAUUCAGCAGACUUACCUCAUAAGUGUACCGAUUGCUUAAUGAGGUUUGGAAAUGAGAAAGAUCUUUUAAGUCAUCUUCAGAUACAUGAGACAGCUUGAUUACUUUCUUUCCCUGUAAUCGAUUUGUUAGAAUUGCAAUUAGUUUCCAGUCACUAAAAUGCGAUAUUAAAUACAAUUUUAACAGCAAUUACACAAUUCUAAUGUUUUUAUAUCAGCAAAGCAUGUGUAACGACUUGGUGGUGUGAAUUUCCUUACCUAG